This is a messenger RNA of Cololabis saira (Pacific saury), 1682 nucleotides long. Its product is annotated as butyrophilin-like protein 3. Gene Ontology annotation, molecular function: protein binding. The record is from RefSeq and is a predicted model, not a curated record. The transcript has 4 exons. NCBI's taxonomy places the organism in Eukaryota, Metazoa, Chordata, Actinopteri, Beloniformes, Belonidae. Bases 1 to 1395 code for a protein of 464 amino acids.
AUGAUUGAUAAAACCAACAUUUAUGUUACAGUUUCAGAGAUCAUCACAGUUUCUGCUAGGUCUCACAACUCAGUGGAACAAGGCCAAACAGCGACAUUACCCUGCUGGGUCAAUCCAUCCCAAAGUGCUGAAGAUCUGGAGGUUCGAUGGUAUCGUGGCGAUUGCUUUGAUACCCCUGUCAUGCUUCGCAAGGCAAGAAAAUUUGUCCAUGAAACCCAGGAAUCUUCAUAUAAUGGCAGAGUCUCAUUUGGCGUAAAAAACGCAGCGUCCGGAGGGCUGAAGACGGGUGAUGUCAGCCUGAAGCUGGUAAACGUUACUAUUGGAGAUGAAGGAGUUUACACGUGUUACAUCAGCAGGGACUUCUCACAUGAUAGCACAACUGCAAGUCUGAGUGUCACAGUCACGGGAAACCCCCCGCUUCUGUCUGCAGUGUGGAAAGAAGAUAAUGUGGUGAAUGUGAGCUGUGAAUCUGAGGGCUGGUAUCCACAGCCGGUGCUACGCUGGUCGGACGGAACAAAAGAUCUUAACCGUGAAAAUCCAAUGUACAGCAGGCUCUCGUCGGGUCUGUACUCGGCCCGGAGCUGGGUCACUGUCCCCACGUCGUCUGAGGUGUCCUGCUCAGUUGGCCUCCAUGAUGAGCACAUGCAGAGGGCCAGGAUGCGUCUGGAACAUUAUCAAAGGGACUCCUUGUCAGGUGGAUGGGUGGCUUUUGGGAUACUCUUCAGUAUCGUAUUAGCCGGCCUUGUACUAAGAGCUGUGUACUUCAAAAAGAAAGAUUUUCAAUCUUCAACAGUAAAUGUUAAACUUGAGGACCCAAAAAAUGAAUUCAUCACAAUGAGAGGUAAUAAAGUGAGGGACAGUGGUAAAGAUUUUCCAGAUGGAGAUGAAGUCACCUGUCUCACAGCUAUCAAAGGAACGCCGGGCUUCUCCUCCGGACAGCACUACUGGGAAGUUUCUUUGGGAAAUGUAAACGUCCCAGAGCCCAAAAGGUCCUGGUGGAUAGGAGUUACGAGUGAAGCUGAAAUCCCUCGGAGAUCAGAUUUUUCUCCAAACACAUCCAACGGGUUCUGGUUUCUGUCUUCUUCUCCCGAAAUAGAAAACACUUUACAGUUUAACACAGAGCCAAGGAUAUGUCUCCCCAUUCAGUCGAGACCAAAAAAAGUUGGGGUGUAUUUGGAUUAUGACAAGGGAGUGCUUUCUUUUUAUGAUGUGGAAGAUGAAAGGUUAAUCGGCUCUUUGGCCACUGUGUUUAUUAAGGAAGUGUUUCCGUUUUUCAACCCUGGGAAAACUGACCGUGCACAUAUGGAGAUACUACAAAGAACAGAGCAGAUAAAUGAUGCAGAUACAGAAAAGCCAACAGAAACGCCAUCAGAAACACGUGGCGAGGGAGAAUAAAUUUGGUUGUUUCUGCAUCUUCGCUAAAGCCGGUGUAGGUACUUUACCAAUUUGAAACACCGAUUUCAUUUUUAUUCAAAACAGUUAAACUGUACCUUCAUAGUCAUAGUAGCACAUGUUUAACUACCUAUAUAUCAAAUGCAUUUUUAAAAAUAAUUGUGUAUGAUCUGUUCUGCACUACAACAAACAAAUGGUUAGAAAAUAUACAAUCACCUACAAAAUACCUCCAAGUAGAAACUCAGAUGAAAAACCCAAUUAUCCUGGAUGUUGUGGACCAUUAUCUCUGU